Molecule: messenger RNA, 1134 nt
Organism: Cucumis melo (muskmelon)
Lineage: Eukaryota; Viridiplantae; Streptophyta; Magnoliopsida; Cucurbitales; Cucurbitaceae
Product: ras-related protein RABH1b
Exons: 6
Coding region: 155-781 (208 amino acids)
Molecular function (GO): GTPase activity; GTP binding
Source: RefSeq, a predicted model, not a curated record
AGUUAGUGCGAAACUGAAAGCAAAUCAACACAAAGAACAAACCAAAAUCCAGAGUUUCUUCCAUUUGCAACUCAUUUCAUUUCAUUCCCAAACCUUCUUCUCCAUCCCUUAAUUCUUCCUCUCUCGGAAUUUUCAAUCACAGAUCUCCCCGGAAAUGGCUCCCACCUCAGCUCUGGCGAAGUAUAAGCUCGUCUUUCUCGGUGACCAGUCUGUUGGCAAAACCAGCAUCAUUACACGCUUCAUGUACGACAAAUUCGAUAAUACAUAUCAGGCUACCAUUGGUAUUGAUUUUCUCUCAAAAACCAUGUAUCUGGAAGAUCGUACCGUUCGACUGCAGUUGUGGGACACUGCUGGACAGGAAAGAUUCAGAAGUUUAAUACCAAGCUAUAUCAGGGACUCAUCUGUCGCUGUCAUCGUUUAUGAUGUUGCAAGCCGGCAAACUUUCCUAAACACUUCAAAGUGGAUUGAGGAGGUGCGCACUGAGAGAGGCAGUGAUGUCAUUAUAGUGCUUGUUGGGAACAAAACGGACCUUGUGGAGAAGAGGCAAGUCUCCAUAGAGGAAGGAGAAGCCAAAGCCCGUGAACUAAAUGUCAUGUUUAUCGAAACAAGUGCUAAAGCUGGAUUCAAUAUCAAGGCACUUUUCCGAAAAAUUGCUGCAGCAUUGCCGGGAAUGGAAACUCUGUCGUCAACAAAACAAGAAGACAUGGUCGAUGUUAACUUGAAGUCCACAGGAAGUGGUGCCGCACAAUCCCAGCCGCAGUCGAGCGGAUGCGCGUGCUAAUGAAGGACAAUACGAGGGGUUAUUGAAGGAAUCCAGUGUUUCUUGGUUUUUGCUUUGAACACCUCAACCUUCUUGAACUGUCAGCCCAUUCAGGUAACAAAGAUGAGGUUUUAUAUCUAUGAAUGCCUUCUUGAGCAGAACUAAAUUCGUAAAAAUGUAAUCGGUGGCAAAGAGUAGACUGAGUUGUUAUUUUAUUGAGUAAUUUGAUGUAUUGGUUGGUGGAGUCAUUGUUUGGGUUUUGGGAUUCAGGAGAUUGUAAAAAAUAGAAAAAAAAUUAUGUGUUGGACUCGAUUACAGAAUUUUGCUUUUAUCUUGUAAGUUGUAAUUCAUCUCUAGAAUAUUUUGUUUUUCCA